CUUGUUUAAGCUGAAGAAGCAAUUACACCUGAUGAGUUUUGCAGCAAUCAAUGCGUCCAGUCGCAUGGGCGGACACCACGGUUACAAUGUGUGUCAUGGUUCAAUAUGGACAAACUCGCCACCAGCCAAAGCACGCAAGCAACGCUCAUACGAUUCCACAGGGCUACCGGAGCGUCCCAAACCGAAAAAGGAGAAGAGCACAGACUCGACAUCUUCGAGAGGUAGCGGAUUUCGAAAACAAGAUUCCACAUCUUCUGAGCAUGACACCAGAGUGCGACCAAAGUUGAAAAAAGAGAAAACCCAAGAAGGCAGCUCUCAUGAAGAUUUGAAUGACCAAACUUUAGAGGGAGAGAAGGCAGAUAGAAGUGACGAGAAGAAAGGACAGAAGAAAAAGUCGAAGAAGUCGAAGACGACCCACUGCAUUAUAACGAUUGUAGCAUUCACAACGUUCGGACUAAGUUUCCUUGGAUCCAUAUCAGGCAUCGGAUUGGUUUGAAAUUAUUAGCCAUUAAAACUUUUUUACUGGGGUUCAAAGAGCCAGACGAUGGUCGUAAGAGAACAAGUGGAACUGAAAGGAACAUUUCACACUUCUAAAUAUGGCAACGUCAGGUUCAGACAGGUUGUUUUGUUUUCAGAUUUUAAGUGUGACUUUCCUUUGGAAGUCGUAUGUCCAACGCCAAUUAAGGUGUGAUCCUAGUAGGUGAAUGAAUUGUCACAUGGCCGAUCAUCUAUUGACUGCAAACAACAGACUUGCCUUAUGCAUUAAAGUACAUAAGACAAUUCAGUUAUACAUAUUUCUUUUCUUCCCUGGCCAGUCUGUAAUAACUAGUGAUGCAAAGAGGGAAACCUAGAGGCAGGCUGGCGAUUAACAAUAUUUUAUGGAAAUGCAGUAAUUUUUUCUUUAAUCAACAGCUUAAUAUUGAAAUAAUUUACCUCCAAUAUUUCGAUGUCUAGAUGUCUAACAGAGCAUCUUCAUAAGGGAAUGAGGCAAUCCAGGCGAACGGCCUCUAUUCAGGAUAUAUACUUCCUCUGUCAGACAUCGAAAUAUUGGAGGUUAAUUACUUUAAUAUUAAACUGUUGAUUGAAGAAAAAAAUUACCCUAUUCUUAUAACAUAACACAGCUGAUGAAAUUUUCUGAUGUAUAUGGAAAGCUAAAUAAGAUGCUUUAGUAUAGGCAUGAUCAUAAUUCACAUAAAACAUAUAAAUUACACCAAUAAGAAAAUGAAGUGAAAUUACAAAGAAAUAGAAAAUAAUAAACAAGUCUAAGUGAAACACAAAAUGAACCUAUCUGUUAAAUGAGGUAGCACGCAAAUAUAUUACGAAAGAUACAUGGAGUUUUAUAAACGAUAUGUCAUUGUUUCUAUAAUAAAAAGGACCAAUCAACCAUGUAAUUAUACUUACGAUAUAUAACGUUACAUAUCAAGUAAAUAAGCUUUAUAUUUGUAUAUACCA
Lingula anatina is the source of this 1452-nucleotide messenger RNA. RefSeq lists its product as uncharacterized. The record is from RefSeq and is a predicted model, not a curated record. NCBI's taxonomy places the organism in Eukaryota, Metazoa, Brachiopoda, Lingulata, Lingulida, Lingulidae.